AUGACACGGGUGUCCAGCGCGUUGGUCCAGUGGCAGCUCGUCUCAUCCGCACUCGCUCUCGGUUUCAGCAUCGGCCCUGUCGGCAGGGCAGCGAAAAGGCAAAGCAUGCAGGGUGGAGGCGGGCCGGCCCAGCCAAAGAACGAUAAAAGGGAGGGAGGAGAGGGUAAGAAAAAAAAACAGAUGGUGACCGGCGAAAGAGAGAAAGAGACGAAAGAAAGAAGCAAAGAAAAGGAAAGAAAGAAAAAAAUGAGGAGAGGGCAGACGAAGAAGCAGCAGCAGAAGCAGCAAGAAGAAGAAUAUGAUAUUCAACCCCCCAUGCCAGGUUCUUCACGGCGUAAGGGCCCAACACGCGACAGACAGAGAGGCCAGACGUACGGACAGCGAGAGACCACGGCCAGAGCCAGAGCAGACCACUUCCAGGCAAACUCGACGAGAGCGAGGGAGGAACAAGGCAGGGAAGCGAGGGAUGACUUGGUCAGUGGAUAA
Molecule: messenger RNA, 486 nt
Organism: Nannizzia gypsea CBS 118893
Lineage: Eukaryota; Fungi; Ascomycota; Eurotiomycetes; Onygenales; Arthrodermataceae
Exons: 3
Coding region: 1-486 (161 amino acids)
Source: RefSeq, a predicted model, not a curated record